CGGCCUCAGCGUCACCAGGAAGUGGAGCCGUGAUGUCAACAGAAACACGGAGAUGUCGACAUGAAGCUGCCAGGAAUAUUUUAAAUUACAAAACGCCGUGGUUGUGCGGUUCGUAUUGACCGUUUGGAGAAUGAGGGGCGUCGCUCGUGGGGCUUUGCCGCUGCUUCUGUCCAUUCUGCUGUUGUUCGUGAACCGCUGCGUGCCGGAGGGAGUUGAGAGAGAACACUCGCCGGAACUGCACGAGAGAGAUGACACCGGCGGAGGAGGAGGAGAUGUGAAACAAGUUACUGCUGGAAACCAGCAAAUAUCUGUACACCACGACCAAGAGGACGGGGUCGAGCCAAACGUCCCACACAAGGAUGGACAGUCCGUCAGAGGCUCAAAUGACACAGAUCACUACAGCAAUGAGACCCUUCACACUGCUGCCACUACUGCUGUCAAGCCGACUACCCCGGCACCCCCAACCCCCAAGCCCAUUCUGCCUGUACAGACGGGGGUCAAGGCCCAAGAAGAAGAGCAGUCCAGCGGGUUGACCAUAUUCUUCAGCCUGCUGGUUAUUGGAAUCUGCAUCAUAUUGGUGCACUUGCUUAUCAAGUUCAAGCUGCACUUUCUUCCGGAGAGUGUGGCUGUCGUUUCCCUUGGAAUUCUAAUGGGAGGCUUCAUCAAGAUUAUCGAGUUCCAGGAACUAGCCAACUGGAAGGAGGAGGAAAUGUUCCGGCCCAACAUGUUCUUCCUUUUGCUUCUGCCUCCCAUCAUCUUUGAAUCUGGAUACUCUUUACACAAGGGAAACUUCUUCCAGAACAUUGGCUCCAUUACCCUCUUUGCUGUGAUUGGCACAGCCAUCUCCGCCUUUAUAGUUGGAGGUGGUAUCUAUUUCCUUGGACAGGCAGAUGUGAUCUACAAGAUGACCAUGACUGAUAGCUUUGCCUUUGGCUCGCUGAUCUCAGCUGUGGACCCUGUAGCCACCAUCGCCAUCUUUAACGCCCUCAACGUAGACCCAGUCCUUAAUAUGCUGGUGUUUGGUGAAAGCAUCCUCAACGACGCCGUCUCCAUUGUCCUCACCAACACAGCAGAGGGCUUCACCCGCUCAGACAACUCCAUGGUAACGGGCUGGGAUACCUUUUUGCAGGCGUUGGGUUAUUUUCUUAAAAUGUUCUUUGGAUCUGCUGCUCUGGGAACCCUCACUGGACUCAUCUCUGCUUUUUUUCUCAAACACUUUGACCUGAGGAAGACUCCUUCCCUGGAGUUUGGUAUGAUGAUAAUAUUUGCAUACCUACCCUAUGGCCUGGCAGAGGGCAUCAAACUAUCUGGGAUUAUGUCUAUCCUGUUUGCGGGAAUUGUGAUGUCUCAUUACACCCAUCACAACUUGUCUCCUGUCACCCAGAUCCUCAUGCAGCAGACGUUGCGCACUGUAGCCUUUAUGUGUGAGACUUGCGUGUUUGCCUUCCUUGGUCUCUCCAUCUUUAGCUUCCCACAUAAGUUUGAAAUAUCCUUUGUCAUCUGGUGCAUCGUCCUGGUUCUUCUUGGCCGAGCGGUGAACAUCUUCCCCCUGUCAUUCCUGCUGAACUUCUUCAGAGACCACAAGAUCACACCCAAGAUGAUGUUCAUCAUGUGGUUCAGUGGCUUGAGAGGAGCCAUCCCCUACGCUCUGAGCCUUCAUCUGGGCCUGGAGCCCAUCGAGAAGCGGCAGCUAAUCGGCACCACCACCAUCAUCAUCGUGCUCUUCACCAUCCUCUUCCUUGGGGGCGGGACCAUGCCACUCAUCCGUCUCAUGGACAUUGAGGAGAGCCAAUCGAGGCGUAAGAGCAAGAAAGAUAUCAAUCUCAGCAAGACACAGAAAAUGGGUAAUACCAUUGAGUCGGAGCACCUAUCAGAACUGACAGAGGAGGAGUACGAGGCUCACAUCUACCAGAGACAAGAUCUGAAGGGCUUCUUGUGGCUUGAUGCUAAGUACCUUAACCCCUUCUUCACUCGCAGGCUUACCCAAGAGGACCUGUUGCACGGCCGGAUCCAGAUGAAGACCCUGACCAACAAGUGGUAUGAAGAAGUUCGCCAGGGACCCUCUGGCUCUGAGGACGACGACGAUGAAGCAGAAAUUCUUUGAACGGGACAAAACACUUUCAGUUCAUAUGAAAACAAUGAAUGGUCAUUGUGUGUUUGUGUGUGUCUGGGCAGGGUGGGUGGGUGGGUGGGUGAGUGUUUGUGUGAAGACGAGCACUGUUCUAAGUUUCAGUCACGUGAACUUCUUGUUUGUUCACCUGCCACCAAGUUUGUGUGACAAACUGCGUGCACACUGUGGAUUUUCCAGCGCACAAAGUGAGCUGGAAUGUGUCCAAUCUUGGUCCCAGUAAAACUGUCUCAUGAACUUAUAACGCUGGAUGAAGCAAAAAGAAAAAGAAAAAUGUGAAAAAAUGAUAUUCCUCAUUUGAAUGCAAUAUUUUUACUAGCUAACGAAACUUAACAGGAUAUCUGAAUAAGUGUGCACCAGUUCAUUGAUCUGCCAAAUAGCACACAGGACGUCGCUGAUCCUGAGAGACGUUUCCCAGGUGUUUCUUUUAAAAAGGAUUAGGUGUGAAGGGAAAUCGACAGGGAAGCUAUGGGAGACGUUUUCAAUGUGAAGCAAUACCACAGCACCGUUUUACUUGUUUCUCUUUACUUCUCACACUUCUGUAUCGUUAAUUGCUUUGUCAAAUUCCCACUUUCAAUAGCUUCCUGUUUGACCAGAUUGAAUUCUCUCUUGGUUAUAUGCAUGUAUGAGUAUGCAUUAAUGGUUUUGAGUUAAUUCAUUACAAACACAUACUGUAUAUGCAUACAUACGUAAUGAAGAUAAAAAUCCGAGAGGUGAUGCACAAGCUACCACUGCCCCCUCCAGCAGCAACAAAGAGAAAGGCAGGAGAUCUAGUGAAACGUUCCGGGUAAAACCAUUCAUUUCCAAAACAUCAAACACCUAGCUUGCACGAGAAUCAUAAUGAAGAAUUAUGCAAAUUGAAAAAAAAAUUGCUUACAUUUUACUUUCCAAGUAUGGUCCUAGUUUUGUUUGCACAAAUUAACCUUUUAUCUGAUUUUGUUCUCUGGCGAGGUUCCUUCCUUUACACUGUGUAAAGUCAAUCUGUGAAUUAGAACUUGGAAUGUUCCUCUUGUGAUUUGCAUUAUGGGUUUCGAAUGAAGAUAGGCACCAAUGAAUGUGGGUAUCUGGGAAUAUGAUCUUGUGAAUUUUAAUGUAUUUUCUUUCUAUUUAUUUUUUUUAACGUGUGUGCGCGCUGUUUGUGGGAUGAAAGCUUUUAUACAAGCUCUAUGAGCACUGCAGACUUAAGAAAAGAAAUAAUAAAUAAUAUCAACACCC
Molecule: messenger RNA, 3343 nt
Organism: Scophthalmus maximus (turbot)
Lineage: Eukaryota; Metazoa; Chordata; Actinopteri; Pleuronectiformes; Scophthalmidae
Gene: slc9a8
Product: solute carrier family 9 member 8
Exons: 16
Coding region: 131-2104 (657 amino acids)
Biological process (GO): sodium ion transport; proton transmembrane transport; regulation of pH
Cellular component (GO): membrane; Golgi apparatus
Molecular function (GO): sodium:proton antiporter activity
Source: RefSeq, a predicted model, not a curated record